Manihot esculenta (cassava) is the source of this 1335-nucleotide messenger RNA. Its product is annotated as phosphatidylinositol transfer protein 3. Gene Ontology annotation, molecular function: phosphatidylinositol transfer activity. The transcript has 6 exons. Lineage: Eukaryota; Viridiplantae; Streptophyta; Magnoliopsida; Malpighiales; Euphorbiaceae. The record is from RefSeq and is a predicted model, not a curated record. The coding region runs from base 278 to 1147 and encodes 289 amino acids.
UCGCUCAUAUAUCUACUUCUUGUUCUCACUUUUCUCUACCUCCCCCUCAAAAUUGCUUUUCUGAAUUGUAGAAACUGGAAGCCCAUGGCAUUGUCGUGAAGAAAUAAAGACACCCCAUCUCUCUCUUCCUUUUCUUUUGCAGAGGAGGAGGAGAUUUUUUACCCUUUCCUAUCUUGGUAUGUUUCAAUUCUGAACAGCGUAGACUCUCUGGAAUUUUGGGUUUUGUUCGCUUGAAAUGCUUUGGUGAACUGGAUUAUACAAUUGCAUAUUGACCACCAUGUUUCACCGUCGGGGCAAUUCUCAUCAGAAUCAGGAGGAGGAGUUACUGCAGCAUGAAUCUAAGGUCAAUGAGCUCAGGAAUGGAAUUGGGCCCAUAACAGGAUGCAGUUUACAAUAUUGCACUGAUGCGUGUUUGAGAAGAUAUCUGGAAGCUCGGAACUGGAAUGUAGACAAAGCGAGAAAAAUGCUGGAUGAGACACUUAAAUGGAGAUCGACUUAUAAGCCUGAAGAGAUUCGCUGGCAUGAGGUUGCUGUUGAAGGGGAAACUGGUAAAUUAUACAGAGCAAAUUUUCAUGACAGACAGGGAAGGACUGUACUUAUACUGAGGCCGGGAAAACAGAAUACAAAAUCAAUAGACAAUCAGCUCCGACAUUUGGUGCAUCUCAUAGAGAAUGCCAUACUUAACCUUCCAGAGGGCCAAGAACAAAUGGCAUGGUUGAUAGACUUCACUGGGUGGUCAAUAAGCAAUAGUGUGCCCAUCAAAACAGCUCGUGAUACUAUUAAUAUAUUACAGAACCACUAUCCUGAGAGGCUAGCCAUAGCAUUUCUCUAUAAUCCUCCACGAAUUUUUGAAGCAUUCUGGAAGAUUGUUAAAUAUUUCUUGGAUCCGAAAACAUUCCAGAAGGUGAAGUUUGUGUACCCUAAGAAUGUUGAUAGUGUUGAACUCAUGAGGUCAUAUUUUGAUGAUGAAAAUCUCCCAACUGAGUUUGGAGGAAAAGCCAUAUUGGAGUAUGAUCAUGAAGAGUUCUCAAGAUUAAUGGCUCAGGAUGAUAUCAAGACUGCUUCGUUCUGGGGAUUGGACGAUAAGCAUCAACCAGCUAAAAAUGGGCAUCAUGGCGCAGAGGUGGCUCCAGAGCCAAUGGCCUAGUACCCCCAGCUGUCUAGCUUCCCACCUUUGGUGAGUUAGUAUAAUGAAAGUAUAGACUCCACCAUAGUAUGUAACAUUUUGAACUUAGCCAGCUAGUGGAUUGUUAUGAUCUUUAAUUUUGCUGACAAAAGCUGUCAGCAAUGUUUCUGGGCUUCUAGCUAUAAUAAGAGAAACCAUCUUUUAUUCAA